Molecule: messenger RNA, 320 nt
Organism: Moneuplotes crassus
Lineage: Eukaryota; Ciliophora; Spirotrichea; Euplotida; Euplotidae
Source: the annotation of a GenBank genome assembly
CCCCUCCUUUCUAAACUGGCUUUGGCACCUCUUUAAACGAAGAAUAUGCCAAAGCUAGUGAAAGAAAGGCUGAGUUCUGUUUUAAAAGUAGGAUUUUCUGAAAUUUCAUCUGGAAAUCUCUUGGAAAAUCUUGCUAAAGAUAGUGGAAACCUUGCUAUUCCAUCAGGAAAUCAAUUUUUCUUUAAAUUAAAGUGGAGACAAGAUGAUUUAGCUUUUAGCUUGAGAUUCGAAACCUGAUGAAAUUAAGAGCCUCAGUGAGGUAAAGCACUGUUCUGGCUCUUUAAAGCACUUAGCAAAGAAGAAGAGCACUUUUAGUAGUA